Molecule: messenger RNA, 2609 nt
Organism: Galendromus occidentalis (western predatory mite)
Lineage: Eukaryota; Metazoa; Arthropoda; Arachnida; Mesostigmata; Phytoseiidae
Gene: for
Product: cGMP-dependent protein kinase for
Exons: 16
Coding region: 228-2291 (687 amino acids)
Biological process (GO): protein phosphorylation
Molecular function (GO): cGMP-dependent protein kinase activity; ATP binding
Source: RefSeq, a predicted model, not a curated record
GGAUUAGUGACUCGACGGACAGUGAAAGAAAUGUGGCCCAGGGCACCAUCUACAGGAGCUGCAGGUGAUAAAAGUUCGUGAAGUGAUCCGACAACAAGUGUUGAGCGUGGGAUCAUCAAGCCGUAUGCUCGAGCUCGGGCUUGGUGUAGACGCCUCAUAGUCAACCGGACCACGGUGGACAUCGGAUCGGUUCUUUUUUCCGGUGUUGAGUAAUCGCGGGUCUGAUCAUGGACACUUCUGAGCCCGACAACUCAGCGCUGGGACUCCCGAUCCUGGACAUGGGGACGGAUCCUCUGACCAUCAUUCAGAGACAGCAGCAAACAAUCGCGGAUCUGAAGUUACUUCUGCAGCAGAGCAGCAAAGAAAUCCAGGAGUUGCGUUCGCAACUCGAUAAGUACCAGAGUGUACUGAUACCUUAUUCGAGGCGAUAUUCUCGUCGCCAGCGAAAACGUCAACAAGGCAUCUCGGCCGAGCCCCAGAGCGUAAUAUCUGUUGCGGACAUCAAUGUUACGUUCCAAAAACAUCCGAAGAGCAAGGAAGUCCGCGAUCUAAUUCAGAACGCCAUACUCGAGAACGACUUCAUGAAAAACUUGGACACAGCUCAAAUCGAACAGAUCACCGACUGCAUGUCUCCGUGCCAAUAUCCGAAAGACCAACUCAUCAUCAAGGAAGGUGAUGCUGGAAGCGUUGUUUAUGUCAUCCAAGAGGGACGCCUGGAGGUGACGAAGGAAGGAAGAUUUCUCAGCCACAUGGGAGUCGGAAAGCUUUUCGGGGAGCUCGCGAUUCUCUACAACUGUACGCGGACGGCCACUGUUAAAGCUGUCGAAGACUGCAAAUUGUGGGCCAUAGAGCGACAAUGCUUCCAGACGAUCAUGAUGAGGAGCGGCUUGACUCGUCAAGCAGAAUAUGCCGACUUCUUGAAAAGCGUUCCGGCAUUCGCAAACUUGCCUGAGGAGACUUUGUGGAAGAUUUCCGAUGUUCUCGAGGACGCUAAUUACAACAAGGGCGACUGCAUCAUCCGCCAAGGCGCCAAGGGCGAUACGUUUUUCAUUAUAAGCAGGGGUACCGUUAAAGUGACACGCAAGGAUGACAGCGGUCAAGAGACCUUCAUAAGAACCUUGCAGCGUGGAGAGUUCUUUGGUGAAAAAGCGCUGCAAUCCGAGGAUGUACGCACUGCGAGCAUCACCGCCGAUUCAGACUCCGUGGGAUGCCUUGUUAUCGACCGUGAAUCUUUCAAUCAACUCAUGUCAAAUAUCGAUGCUAUCAAAGCGAACAGUUACCAGGACGAUGUUGACAACAACGGAGUUCGUAAGAAGAUCGACAAUGAAUUCAAAGACUUAGUCUUGAGUGACCUCCGAGUGGUCGCCACCAUCGGCGUCGGAGGUUUCGGCAGGGUUGAACUCGUCCAGCCCGUCAACGAUCCGAGUCGAUCGUUUGCUCUCAAAGUCAUGAAGAAAGCGCAAAUUGUGGAAACUCGACAACAGCAGCACAUCAUGUCCGAAAAGCAGAUCCUGGUCGAGACUAACUGCGAUUUCGUGAUUAAGCUGUACAAGACGUUCAAAGACACAAAGUAUCUCUACAUGCUCCUUGAAGCGUGCCUCGGUGGAGAACUGUGGACGAUCUUGCGGGACCGUGGCAAUUUCGACGACUCCACAACACGCUUCUACACAGCGUGUGUUCUGGAGGCGUUCGACUAUCUUCACUCGCGUAAUAUCAUUUACCGAGACCUGAAGCCCGAGAACAUGCUUCUCGACCAACGAGGCUACAUUAAACUUGUGGAUUUCGGCUUCGCAAAGAAACUGACAUCAGGAAGGAAAACGUGGACCUUCUGCGGCACUCCGGAAUACGUCGCACCAGAAGUCAUCUUGAAUCGUGGUCAUGAUAUUUCAGCCGACUACUGGUCACUGGGCGUUCUCAUGUUCGAGCUGCUCACGGGAGCUCCGCCCUUCACCGACUCAGACUUCAUGAAGACAUACAAUAUCAUCUUGAAAGGCAUCGACGCAAUCGACUUCCCUCGCUGCAUCUCACGCAAUGCGCAGGCUCUCAUCAAGAAACUCUGCCGCGACAACCCGAACGAACGUCUUGGAGCUGGCGGCGGAGGCAUCUCCGACAUCCGGAAGCACAAGUGGUUUGAAGGCUUCAAUUGGGAGGGACUAAAACAACGAACCCUACAGGCUCCUCUCGUGCCACAGAUCCAACACGUCACAGAUACCCGAAACUUCGACCAAUAUCCGCCGGACGCGGAGGGUCCACCGCCCGAUGAUGUGACGGGUUGGGACGCAGAUUUCUGAGGAAUCGUCCCGGAUUCGUUGUCAGCCCAGUUCUGUUGACGCGGCAUUGUUUUGAAAUCGAGCGGCAGUGGAUUGGGGUUUCUGUGUCUCUUCAAGUGCAAACAAUGCUCAUCAUACUCGUCGACGCUUCGAGCAGACAGUUGUUCCACUUGUCUGACGGAAAACAGGCGGGAGACGCAGCCGCUGCGUGCGUGUCCAUGCGCACGGCAUCAGGACAAAGUUGCCAGUCAAGCAUCGACAGGAGAUCAUUCCCCAUAAGCCAGUGCAUAUAGAGCCAAGUUAUACAAGUUAAACCAAAAAUAAUGAUAACGAUGUUUA